ACAAACGUUCUUUCUGUUUCAGAGAAACUGUAAUGGCGUCGGUGAGGAGUGACGCAAUGGGUGCUUCUCAAAGAAAUUAUGGAGAGGUUGUCCUCACUCUGGAAAAUUGUCUUUUGAGUGAAGAAAAGCUGACACCGACCCCGUCUGGCUUAGAUGGGUUGGAGCCUUCACUAGAGACUGAACUAAGGAUCCUGGGAGCGGAACUCAUACAGACUUCUGGGAGGCUUUUGAGGCUGCCACAGACUGCAAUGGCCACCGGGCAGGUUCUCAUGCACCGCUUCUACUACUCCAAGUCGUACGUGAAACAUCCGAUGGAGAUCACGGCCAUGGCGUGCCUAUGUCUGGCAUCCAAGAUAGAAGAGGCGCCAAGGAGGACCAGGGAUAUCAUCAAUGUGUUUCAUCACAUCAAGCAGAUCCGUGCUAAAAAGACUAUCAGUCCGGUGGUUCUGGACCCAAACUAUAUCCACUUAAAGAACCAGGUCAUCAAGGCGGAAAGGCGGAUUCUGAAGGAGCUGGGCUUCUGUGUUCAUGUUCAACAUCCUCACAAGAUGAUUGUCAUGUACCUGAGGUUCCUGCGGCUGGAGGGCAACACGGGCCUGCUUCAGUACGCAUGAUUAGGUGAGCAGAAGCCUGAGUGGUAAGUAGCCAGGCUGGCCGCUGGCUCUGUGGCUGAGAGGCGACCGGCGGUCUCUGGCGGUCAUCCCUCCCCCGGGCGCGCGGCGGCUGCGUCAACGGCCUCCCGGAGGCGGCGGCACCGGCCCUCCCCAGCUCUGCCCUGCCCAGGCCACCGGCUCAGAUUUGAACGGUCCGCCACGGACAAUCCUAUAUCGUUACAGACCAGGUGGCCGCCCGGCCCGCAGACCGCGCUGAACUCGGCCGAUGAGAGAGAGGUGUCCUCUGUACCGGGCGAACCAAGUUGGUUGCGAGGAACCAGCUCGCUGUGGUCUUCUCGGCCUGGGAUCGGCCGCGCUUCCAAGUCUGCGCCCGGCCUCCACGCAAAGGAACGCCAUGAACGACGCGCUACGCACCAACGUGUUCGUGCGCUUCAGCCCCGAGACGGUGGCGGCCGCGUGCAUCUACCUGGCGGCGCGCGUGAAGCGCGUGCCGAUGCCCAACCGGCCGCACUGGUUCACCGUUUUCGACAUGCGCGAGCAGGACCUGCGAGAAAUCGCCACCGCCAUCAUGAAACUCUACACGCGCGCCAAGCCGAACGCCGAGCAGCUGGAGCGUGCCAUCGAGGAGCUGCGCGCGCGCCAGCAGGAGCUGCGCCUCAAGAACAAGCUGCUGUCGGGCACCAACACGCCGCAGGGCGCGGGCAACUUCAGUCCGGCCGUGUCGCACAACAACUCGCCGGCCGAGCAGCGCGGCGCCUCGCUGGUCGACUCGACCGGCCGCGAGACGCCCAACGGCGCCGCGGCCGGCUCCGACCCGGCCGCCGACCCUCUGCUGCCCGACUCGGCCAAACUCAACAAGGAGAACAUCGCCUCGGCGCUCGCCAAACGCUGCGACAGCUCUCGGUCGCGCUCGUCCAACGAGGACUCGGACCGGCGCAAGCUGCAGUCGAAGAGCCGCCGCGACCGCUACCGGUCCCACUCGCGGUCCCCGAGCAACGCACGGCGCCGCCACUCGUCCACCCCUGACCGGCACCGGACCAAACACAAAAAGGACAAGGAGCGCGGCCGCGACAAGACGCGCCACCGGUCAGUGGAGCGCGGCCGGUCCCGCUCGCCACUGCGCUCCAAGUCGAAACACUCGUCCCAGAGCGUCGGCAAGCGCGACCGCCGCGGCUCGCCGCAGCAGGACCGGCACAAGAGCAGCAAGAAGCGCUCGUACGACUCGAACCACAAGCGCCGCUGAGCGGGCUCGCUGUCCGGCUCUGAGGGAACUGAUACAGCCCACUGUGCGCGGCGCCAGUCGGGGUGUGACGGACAGGUCUGGGUCUGCGACUGUGGACUGCGAACAGGUGAACGGAGCUCCGUGCGGUUCUGUGUGCUCGAUAUGCUAGAUGCUCCGUGCUGAUGUGCGGAUAAGUGUGGGAGCGCGGCUGUGUGCGGAGUUAAUGUUUGAUGACCCGAUAUGGAUUAUGAUGGACGAUGGUUGUUGAGGGGUGGUAACGCUGGCGCCAUGUUCGCCGUCAGUUGGUCGCAAGUGAGCCUUUUCGGUUCCUUGGACUACUGAACUGAGUCUGAAUGAGCCUGAUUGCUCAGCCUGAUCGCCGGAGUGCGUGUGUUCAUGUCGCUAUUGAUGGGGCGGAGCUUAUGGAUCUCGCUCCCGCAGCGAUUAGGUACCGAUUGUCAUAAUACAUCAAUGUGUAUAGAUCAUGUCACAAUAUGCAUUUUUGUGGAUUGGAUGUGUGUAUUUUAUGGUGGGUAAUAAACACUGAAUUACCCGU
This is a messenger RNA of Amphibalanus amphitrite, 2392 nucleotides long. RefSeq names its product cyclin-L1-like. The transcript has 10 exons. The coding region runs from base 880 to 1857 and encodes 325 amino acids. The record is from RefSeq and is a predicted model, not a curated record. NCBI's taxonomy places the organism in Eukaryota, Metazoa, Arthropoda, Thecostraca, Balanomorpha, Balanidae. Gene Ontology annotation, molecular function: cyclin-dependent protein serine/threonine kinase regulator activity. Gene Ontology annotation, biological process: regulation of transcription by RNA polymerase II. Gene Ontology annotation, cellular component: nucleus.